ACCAAAAUACACCGGUAAUGUAGUUGAAUUCUCCGCCCUCUUUCUCUUUCGAUGCAUUCGAGAAAUCCAUUUCCAUAAAAAACACACAAACCUACGCUUUUCUUUUCUCCAUUUCUAAAAUCAUUCAUUUUUUCUUGAUUUGUUCUCAAAAAUGUCUCAUCUUCUUCAAUCCACCUUCAUCCCCACCACACCCACCACCCUCCGCCGCCGUUCUGUGUUUCCGACGACCCAUUUACGGAAAACCCAUGUUGUAGAAUCGAAGAUCCGUGAGAUUUUCAUGCCGGCACUUAGUUCUACUAUGACUGAAGGCAAGAUUAUCAGUUGGAUGAAAACUGAAGGUGAUAAACUAGCUAAAGGUGAAUCAGUUGUUGUUGUUGAAUCGGAUAAAGCUGAUAUGGAUGUUGAAUCUUUUUAUGAUGGGUAUCUUGCUAGUAUUAUUGUACCUGAAGGUAGUUCUGCACCUGUUGGUUCUCCAAUUGCUCUUCUUGCUGAAUCUGAAGAUGAAAUUUCACUUGCCAAAUCGAAAACUCCGACACCCACUUCUACUUCUACUCCGGCUGCUGCUGAAGCUGUAACCGAAGAGGUUUCUACGGUAGCAGCUGCGGUUACGGUUACGUCAUCUUCUGAUGCUGGACCGGUGAAAAUGGCGUCGUCUAUUCACCCGGCGUCUGAAGGGGGGAAGAGAGUGGUGGCUUCACCGUAUGCUAAGAAAUUGGCUAAGGAAUUGGGGUUGGAUUUGAGGGGAGUGGUGGGGAGUGGGCCUAAUGGGAGGAUUGUGGCAAAGGAUGUUGAAGCAGCGGCUGGUUCUGCUCCUAUUGGUGUUGCUGCAGCGGCAAAGCCAAGUGGUGGUGCACCAGCGGCUCCAGCAGUAGAAUUGGGGACGACUGUGCCAUUUACGACAAUGCAGAAUGCGGUGAGUCGAAAUAUGGUGGAGAGUUUGGCAGUUCCAACUUUUAGAGUGGGGUAUACUAUUACUACUAAUGCCCUUGAUGCUCUCUACAAGAAGGUCAAGUCGAAAGGAGUGACAAUGACAGCAUUGUUGGCAAAAGCGACAGCACUUGCAUUGGUGAAACAUCCUGUUGUGAACUCUAGUUGUAGAGAUGGGAAGAGUUUCACAUAUAACAGUAGUAUUAACAUUGCUGUUGCAGUAGCCAUAGAUGGUGGCUUGAUUACUCCUGUACUUCAGGAUGCUGACAAGGUUGAUUUAUACUCAUUGUCAAGGAAAUGGAAGGAGUUGGUUGAUAAGGCCCGGGCUAAGCAACUUCAACCCCAUGAAUACACCACAGGCACUUUUACUCUAUCCAACCUUGGGAUGUUUGGCGUUGACCGUUUUGAUGCCAUCUUACCACCAGGAACUGGUGCAAUCAUGGCUGUAGGAGCAUCUCAGCCCACACUUGUUGGCACCAAAGAUGGUCAAAUUGGCAUGAAAAAUCAAAUGCAGGUCAAUGUCACUGCUGAUCAUCGGGUAAUAUAUGGUGCUGAUUUGGCGGCUUUCCUGCAAACCUUAGCACAGAUAAUUGAGGAUCCUAAAGACCUUACUCUUUAGGCUCUUGUCCUCAUUGUGGGAGAUUAGAUGUUUUGUAGUGUAAUUUGUUCGAGUUUCAGCCAGGAGCUUCAUGGAGUGAACAGAAACCAUAUGCUAUAACAUCUGAAGCAUCAUCUUAGUCACAAUUCUGAAGAUGAAUGGAAAUGGAUGGUUAGGUCAUUUUUUCGCGUGGUUAAUCUUUUCUUUUUUUAAGUGUAAACUCAUGAGGACAUUUUUCAUGGCUGCCAUAAAUUAUGGCCUCAAAGAUGAGCUCUUUGUUGCUUCAUCAUUCAAAUAUUUGUUGCAAAACUUUCUAUUGAUUCUAUAUUUAUGAGUGUUCUGCAAUUUCAAUUCUAUCUGCAGUUCACUAUUGCCAUUACAAAAUUAGUUCUUUCCA
Molecule: messenger RNA, 1922 nt
Organism: Solanum stenotomum
Lineage: Eukaryota; Viridiplantae; Streptophyta; Magnoliopsida; Solanales; Solanaceae
Product: dihydrolipoyllysine-residue acetyltransferase component 5 of pyruvate dehydrogenase complex, chloroplastic-like
Exons: 6
Coding region: 152-1546 (464 amino acids)
Biological process (GO): pyruvate decarboxylation to acetyl-CoA
Cellular component (GO): pyruvate dehydrogenase complex; chloroplast thylakoid; chloroplast envelope
Molecular function (GO): dihydrolipoyllysine-residue acetyltransferase activity
Source: RefSeq, a predicted model, not a curated record